Molecule: messenger RNA, 1994 nt
Organism: Acaulospora morrowiae
Lineage: Eukaryota; Fungi; Glomeromycota; Glomeromycetes; Diversisporales; Acaulosporaceae
Source: the annotation of a GenBank genome assembly
AAGACCGCGCGCGAGAACUAAGAAACCAGGUGCAAGAACUAACGGAAAAGUAUAACGUAUCUGCUGUUUUUGAUGAAAGUGAGUCAGGGUCAUCGGACAUGGAAUCUAAGUGGUGUGCCGAACGUGGAAAAGAGGGUUGUUGUAGUAAAAAUUGUUCGAUGAAAAACAGCUCUAUCAGGAAGGUACCCCGACCCACCAAGGCACAAUUCAGCAGUGAUGAAGGGGAUAGCGAAAGUGAAGAAGAGCGCUGUCAAUAUAGGCGCCACUGGGUAUUCGGAAAAAGCGAGAACAGAAAAGGGAAGGUCGUGCCGGAGUCGAAGAUGAUGAGGAAGGGCUAUCCGAGAAUCAGGAUGAAUUCUCCAGCCCCAGAAUCUGGGUGCGACGAUGAUGACAUACCUUCACUUGAAAUAAAUGGUUGUGUUAGUAAACGAAGAUCCAGCAUGGAAGGUCGAGUAAAAGAUCUAGUCUCGAAUGGUGAUGAGACCGAAAGCAAUAGUGAAAGUGUAGAAGAAGGUCGCCAAGUUAAACGCUUGGGCUUUUUCGGAAAAGAUAUGGGCACGAAAGGAAAGAUCGCGCCAAAGCCGAGACCGAUACAGGAGGGUUAUCCGAGAAUUAAUUUGAAGCCCGAGCCCCGAAAGUUGAAACGUGAUAAUGAUGACACAUUCCCACUAAAAGGAACUACGAGCGCAGUUGCUGUUAAAGAGCGGAUAAUUGCCGCAGAAGACCUCGAUGUACGUUUGAUCCAAAGAGAAGAGCUGACGAUGUCACGUGAUGAUGCUCGGGAAAAGAUAGUUGGGGAAGAAGUCGAGAAAGUUGAAUCAGACAGUGAAACUGGGAAAAAACAAAAUGAGCAAAUCGAAACAAUGAUAGCGGAAGGAUUGGAUAUUUCAAUAACAAGUAAGAAAUUACCGGCGACACCAACAAUGUGGAAGCAUCAAGACAAGAUCGAUAAGAUUAGAAUUGAUCCCGGAAUAGGAAAAGAAUCAGCAGGAAAGCUCCCGGAAGAUAAACAAAGUACCCUUACGGACACUCAAGACGUACAAGAAACCAUCAGCAAAAGAAUGGCAUCAAUAACGACGAAGUGGGCAUACAAGGGCACAGUUAAGCUUUGCAGCAUCUUCACGUCAUGGCAACAUGCGAUAAAUGCAACAAAUGUGAGAAGGAUGACAACAGCUUAUUCUAGCAAUGUAUCCGCAGCGGAGAAGUUUUAUGCGACAUGGACAUUUAAGGCCCGAUUAAUCCAACUCGUACCGAACCACUCUAUAUUUGACAUACAUAUUGAAUACCAGGACGUUGUGGACGAUACAGCCAAGAAGAAACGGAUAGUCUGGGAAUCUAAUAUGCGAACAGCUCGACCCACAUUGAAUGUCAUCGGAGAAGCUGCGAUACGUGACCACGAGGAACCAAGAUCCGCUUUGCCCAUCAGACCACAAGUCAAGGAGUUGAUGACACCCAUGGCUAUUAAAUAUUAUCCCAGAACUAAGAGGAGGUACCGGAAUAGUAAACGAAGAGUUAGGAGGGUAAUCACCAUCGUGUCACGAAAACGAAAAGUGUAUAGGACUUACCAUCAUCGCGUUAUAACAUCCAUCAGAGCAAAAUCCAAGUCAAUUCAGCAUAAUUCUAUUCACCAGUCAUAUCUACCUCGGAAACCAGAAACAGCUAUAAAGAGGUGGGAGAACCGUACGUUUCGCCAGGAAAUCGGAUGGGGAAGUCACCUAGAGCAAUCCCAUAAGAUUACCCGAAUCUGUGGCAUCACCCGAAAAGUGUAUAAUUCCAAGUUUAGGUGUACAAGGAGGAAUAAUGGAAAAGAAGGUUGUAAGAGAAUGAAUGCUAGUAGUCCGGCUGUGACGAAGGAAAUCAAGAAUGAACUGAGAACUACGAUAAAUGGUAAAAACAGUAACUCGGAUGUCUGUACCAUCUGUUCAUCAUGUGACAUCCAACCGUCCGAUACGCCACCACCAUGGAUAACCUGUCGAGUGCCGGAAGUGAACUGA